Molecule: messenger RNA, 2291 nt
Organism: Acanthopagrus latus (yellowfin seabream)
Lineage: Eukaryota; Metazoa; Chordata; Actinopteri; Spariformes; Sparidae
Product: OX-2 membrane glycoprotein-like
Exons: 6
Coding region: 231-1076 (281 amino acids)
Molecular function (GO): cell-cell adhesion mediator activity
Source: RefSeq, a predicted model, not a curated record
AUACAAAUUAUAUUAUAAAUUUUAUUGUUUCCUGGAAUGAGUUUCUGUUUCUUUGAAAAUAAAAUUAAUCCCCAGAGGUUGACAUGUGAUGUGGUCAGCAUCAAAGAUGAAUCCAUCCAAUCCAGUAAACUCCCGCCCCCUGCUGUGAAGCUCUUUCUGUUUCCGACCCACCAUUUAAAAGCCUGCACAGCCUCAAGAAACUGAAAGUGUGUGUUGUACAGCAGUGGAAGAUGUUGCUGCUCCUGCUGUGUACAGCUUUGUUCUUAAAAGCCUCAGUGUCGCAGCUCACUGGUUAUGGAAAUGUGACAGCUGUUUACGGCGGGGACGUGGAGUAUGGAUGCACAUUAGCCAACCCAGCAGGUGUUCUCCAGGUCACCUGGCAGAGGCUAUUUAAGGACGAUUCCAUUGAGAAUCUAGCGACCUACAGCAAACGGUUCGGGCAGCAGGUGAACGAGCCGUACCAGGGGAAGGUGAUGUUCACGGAGGCGUCCCUCCACUCCACAUCCAUCAGUCUGAGGAACGUGACGUGGGAGGAUGAAAGCUGCUACAUCUGCUCCUUCAAUGCAUACCCCGAGGGCUCGAAAAGAAAGCAGACUUGCCUCAAAGUGCAAGGAAUAUCCGAGGUGAGAACAUCUGAGCGAGCUCUCAGCGGUGAACACGAGGGAGGAGGCAUGAAGAAGGUCGUGUUUAGCUGCUCUGCCACAGGUAAACCCGCUCCGACCAUCAAGUGGGACCUCUCAGAUAAGAGUGCCUCCUUAGCACACCAAUGUGAGGCUACGGUUACAAACAGCGACCACACAGCCACCAGAAGCUGCAACAUCACUGUGGAAGUACCUGCAGGCUGGAGCGGACACGUGGAUUGGCAGCUGAACGUUGGAAUGGCGGGACAAAGGAGCGUGAGGAUCCCGUUUUCCCUGGGUUCCAUUCCUCCGAAUCAGGAAGAUCCUGGACUGUCUUCAUCAGGACUCGCUUUCGUGGUUUGUGCCCUGCUGUUCGUCCUCCUCGUCGCUGUUGCUGCUGCGCUGAAGCUAAAAAAACAAAAGAAGAGCAGCAGUCGACAUGAAGGCGUUUGCUGAGCUUUUGCUUUUCUUACAGUCGUGUGUUUUUUGUUCCUGAAUUUUCAUGCGAGCAUUAUAAGAAAAAAAAUGACUUAAGCUAAAUGCUGCAAUCAAGAGCAACUUUCCACAGGUGGUUUUCACAACACAGAGUGGGAUUUUAUUUUAUUUUAUUUUUUUGAAAACAGCUGUCUGAUUGACAUUUCUAGUUUAACUUGCAGAAGUCAGCACUUUAAGUUUGUUUCUGGAGCUUCAAGCAAACGCUUGUUCAGGCUUUGUAGAACAGGAACCAGGACCAAUGUUUCAUAUAGUAUUAGGUGAGUUGCUUCUACAUGACUGUGAGGUUGAGUUUACAUUUUAGAAUAAUUAUCCUGCACAGUGCAAUAUUUACUUCAGGCAAGUCUAACAGGCUGAUAACCAGCAAAACAAGCUGUCGUGUUUUGGUGACAGGAGUUGAAAACAAGGAAGUGCCCUGGAGGAGGCAUUCAAGGACCGGGGUGACAUCUAGUGGACUUGUGGUGAAAAGGAGCCGAGACACUGACCUGGUGAUCUUGACACACCACAUGUCCACCAAAUCAAAACCGACCAAGGAAUGUAAAAGCCGUUUCAUUCACUGCAUCGUUGUGCGAGCAUCCAAGUAUGAGCAGCCGCGUGGGCCAAAACUGAACAUCACACACACGCUUCUUAGUCUCACACACACAGUCAAAUGUGGUGUACAUGCAUGUGCAGGUGAAGUACUGAAUACAGGCCCAGGCGACUGCUCAUACUAAUUAACAGGGAUAUCUGCUCAACACGUAAACAUGUGAAUUCAGAACAACAUUUAUUUUUAUUUAGAUACUCAUUAGAUCUAUAUUUUUAUUUAUAUAUGGAAUUUAAAUCUGACAAUAUACAUGACACAAAAUACAUGUGUUGCUAUGUUUGCACCUUUCUUGCCAGUGGGCACUCGAAUGUUCAGUGUUUGUGUUAUUUAUUGCAUCUACCUUGACACAUAUUCAGAUACAAAUUUACUGUGAGGUUGUAACUGUGGUUUAGUGCCUACAGCAUGUAGGUUAGUAGUAUUGUUAUGCAUCGGUGUGCUGAGCCCUGCAUUGUGAUCGUGCACUUUCUCCACAAUUUCUGUUGAUCUAACCUUAAAGCUGCUGUGUUUUAAAUGAUCAUGUAUCCUCUGACCUUUACCCGUGUAUUUAUUUAUUUGUGUUGACGUGAGUAAAAUAAGAAGCUUUUGUAAGAAGUGAU